CCAACUACCGCAGCCCCCGCCUCCUCUACCGCCCCCAUCACCCUCGUCGCCCCCGCCCCCGAUGCCGUCUCUGCCCCCGCUCCCGCCCCCGACGCCAUUUCGAUGGCGUGCAUCAUACCGACCGACGCACAGAGGUCGACGUACUCGGCGCUCGAAGGCGCCGUGAGACCCUUCACGGGCCCUUGGGCGGUCAUGGCGCGCACGAUCGCCGCGGCGCGCCUCGACCCGCGGUGGGAUCCGUCCGUCUGGCGGAGGGAGACCAGGAAGCGCGAGGCGGACGCGGAGGAGGCGCCGUCACCGAAGAGGGCGAGGAUGAAGGAAGAUCUCGAAGGGGCGACUGCCGGGGCGAACGUGGUGGGGGGCAAGAGGGAGAGUGAAGGGGAAGAGGGAGAGAUGAUGGAGAUGGAGAUUGGGACUGGUGCGGUGAGUGAGGGGAGCGGUGGGACUUGGUCCUCGGAGAGCGGGUUCAGGCCCAUACCUGCCCCGGGGCCGGUCGGGGCAGCUGGAGGGCUGCACCCUAGACUUGUGGCCGUACCACAGGUUGAUGGCAGCGCCCUCUACCAACACAACCAUACAUCAACAACGUCCACCCACAGGGUGGACAACCCCGCAGGUGAGUUCGUCAUCGAGCCUGUACCGCUGCCUAGCGGAGGGCCUUCUAUAUCACCAUCUGCGGGGGACCAGGAAGAGGCCAGAGAGCCUAUCGAGGACGGUGACGACGAAGACCAGCUCAGGCUCGGAGACGAGACCACCCUGAGUCAGCGCGAGGCCGCCGUCGUGAUCGACGAGAACAUCUACGGCGGGGACAUCAUGCGUUGCGUACCAUGCAACAAGACCUUCCGCCGUAAGUACGACCGCAGGCGACAUGUCGUCACCGUCCACUACCUCGGCAAGUUCCCCUGCGACUGGUGCGACAUGUACUUCUACACGCGCCGCGAUGGGAUCACUCGGCACAAGAAGGGGAACUGCCCAGCCAGGGACUUCGAGGAUCGGCACACGAAUCCAUGGAGGUGGUUCACAGCCUGGGUGAACGGACCUCGUCGUGGCGGUAGGCGGAGGUGGGGCACGGUAGGAUCGAAGAGGCGGAGGAGGCUGAGCUGA
This is a messenger RNA of Heterobasidion irregulare TC 32-1, 1101 nucleotides long. RefSeq lists its product as uncharacterized. The record is from RefSeq and is a predicted model, not a curated record. The transcript has a single exon. Bases 103 to 1101 code for a protein of 332 amino acids. NCBI's taxonomy places the organism in Eukaryota, Fungi, Basidiomycota, Agaricomycetes, Russulales, Bondarzewiaceae.